GGGGGCGCGGCCUGGACCCCCGGGAAGCCGUGGCCAACGGGCGGCGCCUCCUGGGCACUGGCCGGUCCUGGUCGGGCUGGGGACGCUGCUGGAGAGGGGAGCCGCCAGGACCUCGGGCGCCGGGCAGCGGGAGACCAGCCCAGGGUCUGCAGACGCGGGAGGCGGCCUCAGCCCCUCCUGCCCUUGAGCGCCCUUAUCUCCGGUCAGUGUCCCGGCCGCGGCGGCGUUAGGGGAAGUGUCCGGCCCGGCCCGGUGGAGUGGGGGAGCAGGCGCGUCCUGUCUGCCCACUGGCCACCAACCUCGCUUCCUCCUACUGUUCUUUUCCUGUUGGCGCUGGAGCGAACCGAAAAGUUACCCAUGGUGGCCCCCCAGAGUGUCUGCUGGGCUGCCGGCCCACCGGGCUGCCCACAGGAGGGGGGCCCUUCUGAUCCUGGCCAGGGCAGCCUUGUGUGAUCAAAUGGCCCUGACGGGGCUGACUCUCGGGCCCCCUUAACACGCAGGAGUUUGUGACCAGACUGCAGACAACAGGACCCCAGUAAGGCCCAGCCUGGGAGUUCGGGAUCUUGUGACUGCAAGCCCUGCUGAACUGUGGGGAAGCUGGGACUCAGCUGGGUGCUUGGUUGUUCUGUGCUCUCCUGAGAGCCCCUCUUGCGGGGCCCCCUCCCUCUGCCUGCGUCUGGGGGCAGUCUAAGCCCCUGUGGGAGGACCCCCCGCCCCCAGAGCUGGGCUCCAGGGGAGAUGGGGUAAGUUGAUCCUUCCACUUCUGAGUGCCUUUCUCAACCGUGGGUAGAAGGGUAGUAUUUCCGUGGCCCAGGUGCCUGGAGGAGGGCCCCAGAUGGGAGGGGAGCCUGGGAGCCCCUGCUCUGCAACUCUGCUGGUGGGCAUGGCCUGGCCUUGGUGUCAGGCACCUCUCACUUCCUCUUGGGUUGUUCUGCUCCCGAGAGGAGCACUUCUCUUUUCUUCUGCGUCUGAAGCUCUCUAGAGCUGCUCCCCGUGAGCAACCAGGCUGGUGACCUCGUGACCUCCUGAAAGCCAGGCUUAAACUCAGUGAUUGCUAGGCUUUAGAGAGGGAGCCGGUCUUACCUAGUGUCUCUGCUCUAAGGACCAUUGCCCCAGACCAGGUGCUCUGAGAGCAGGAAGCGGCUGGGUCCUCAAACCUUUCUGGACGGGGUCACUUUGCUGAAACUCUUUGGUUUCAGGCUCUGCAUUAGACUCUCUGGACCCGUGUGUCAGACAGCAUCUUGUUGAGCCCCGCUUUACAGACAAGAGGCCCAGGCUGAGGGCAGCCAGGCUGUGGAGAGGGAUGGGUGGGCUGCACAUCCAGUCCUUCCAGCCCCUGCUUCCACCGCCCCCGAUGCUUGUCUUUUAUUCGGGAAGAAGGAUUCUGCACUCUAGAGGUUCUCUAAAACCAUGGAUGUCUUCGUGGGCCUGAGCGGGUUGCUGAAGAGCCUACGGGGCUGGGUGUGUAAGAGCCCAAGCUCAGACUCCGCCCGGGUGCUCCCUGCCCCCGGAUCAGCUGCUCUUUUGCCCGCACUGACUCCUGCCCUCUCACCUGGCACCCGCAGGAGCGUCCUGAAGCAGGGACAUGGUGGUGUCUCUCUUGUCUAACCUCUUGUGCCAGGUUCCCAGGCAGGGUCACCCCCCCCCCAGCACUCCCCCCCCGACCAAGAGUGCCCAGAAGGCCUGUGGCGUCCCUUUGGUGUCCUCGGCUCCCCGUGCCCAGCACUGCCCCGGCCGCACCAAGGCAGGUGGUCAGUGAGCAUCCUGAGUCAGCUGCAGGCCGCCCUGGUGACCUGGCUCUGAACUCAGAGGGGCCUCUAGGGGCGUGGGGCCAGAACGGCACCUGCAGCCUCCUGGGGAAGAGGACCGGCCAGCCCGUCUCCGCCUUCCUGGAUGAGGGGAAGGAGGGUAUGGGUGGAGUUUGGACUUGGACACCUGCCCAGGCACACCUGUCACUCUGGGUCACCCUGCGGAUGGCUGUGCUGGUGCUGCCAGGACGGUGCAGGGAGCUGGGGGCCACGGGGGAGCAGCGGGGACCUCCUGACGCCCCCAGGACACGCCGUCCCUCCAGUGAGGACUUGUCCGGGGCUCUGGCCUCCCUGCCUGUCCUGGCGGCACCAUCUCCCUCCAGCAGCGGCCCCGCUCCUGCUGUCUGCUUCCCCCUCCCUGGUGGCCGGACUGCGGGCCAGGGCUAGACGGCGCUGCGAGACAUCAGAGGGAAAGCAGGCUGAUAGCUGCUACUGACAAGAGCCGCGGUGUCCGUGUCCCAAGGAAGCGCCCAUGGCUUCGCUUCCUCGGCCAUUGGGCCAGGCCUGGAGCGGAGGCAGCGCCUGCCGCCGGCCCUGCCAGGGCCCCCCCCAACCCACCGCUCCUGAAGAGGCGGCUGCAGAGACGCUCCCCACGGCCCGUCUGCCUCCCUGGCGUGAGCCGGAGGCUCCAGUACCUUUAUGUCUCUGAAGCAACUCUGUCCCCAUGAAGCCUGCGGUCACCAGCCACCCAGGCCGCGCUGCUCUGCGGCCACUUGGCCAACAGAAAUGUGGAAGUGCCAGAGGCAUGCGCCCAUCAGCAAGCGGCUCUGAACUUGUGAACUGGAAAGCGAAGUCGUGGUGGCGUCCCUGGCUCCCUGGCAGAAGUUUCCUUUUUUUUGACGCUCGACUGAGUGGGUACGACUAGAGACAAAGAACACGCCGGGACCCUGCAUCUCAUCCUCCGAUCUCCCUGCCGGCGAGCCACCCCUCACCUGUGGGUGUCACUCUGGGGGACUGUCUCCACCCCUCUCUCCUGGAAAGCAGGGGCCUGGAAGCGGAGCCCUGCUGGCCACGUGACCCGUACGGGGUGGCGGGCCCAGGAUCUGGACCAUGGCUGAACACGGCGGGGCCGAGGUGUGGAGAUAGCGGCUGCCUGAAGCAUGUGCAGGCAGGGUCUGCGGCCGGACUGUUUCCUCCCGGGCCAGAUAGUGGAAUGCUGGUUUCUGUUUUGUUCCUGCAGCUGGUUUUUAAGUGACAUUGAUGGUGACUCUCAGCAGAAUCUCAACAGCCCUCUUCUCAAGGUCCUGGCCUGGCCGGUGGGGGUGUUUGGGCCUCACAGUGCACCUGGGAAGGACAGGAGGCGUGUGGCCCGUGGGCAAGUGGUACCAGGACCUGGGUCCCGGGGAGUCUCGCUGAUUGCUUGCCAAGAGCCCUGACCCUCGCCCCACGCACCCUUCCCUGGUGGCCGCAGCCAUGGGCAGAGCCAGGCUGCGGAGGCCUUGUCCCCUGUGGCCCUGGCCGGCCUAGACAGUGGUGGCCUUGGACCAGGCAGCGAGGAGCAGCCGAGUCAGGCCCCAGACUGCUCAGUGUGAGGCCCUGCCGCCAGACGGGCUGUGCCCUGGAGCCUGGGCUCGGCCUUGGAGGCGAGGCUCGGGGGUGGGUCUUCCAGGCACUUGGCCCUCCCCACUGGACGGGUCUGGACUUUGGCCCUGGAGUAGCCCAGCCCGCAGGCUUAUCGCCAGGACCCAGAGUCCAUCAGCCAGGGGUGCCAACCUGUCUCCCUGCUGCAGGACUCCACCUUCCACCCCAAGACCGAGGCGGCACGGAGGCCAGGCCCUGUCCUCGCUCCCCUGGGCUCUGGCUGCGGGUGGGCCGCCCCCAGCUGUCCUCUGUGCUCUCGCCACACGCACUCGCCCGGGCCCAUGGCCGCGGUCGGGGAGUGGGCCUGCGCACGCUGCACCUUCCUGAACCCGGCUGGCCAGCGCCAGUGCUCCAUCUGCGAGGCCCCGCGGCACAAGCCCGACCUGGACCAGAUCCUGCGACUCAGCGUGGAGGAGCAGAAGUGGCCGUGUGCCCGCUGCACAUUCCGCAACCUUCUGGGCAGGGGGGCCUGCGAGGUGUGCGGCUUCGCCCCUGAGCCCGGCCCAGGGGCCCCCCCGCUGCCCAUCAUCAACGGGGCGCCCCCAGAACCCCCGGGCAGCUGCCGGGACGAGGCGGGGCCCCUGCGGACAGCGGGGCCGGUGGCCGUGGAGCCAGCGGGUGGGCGGCCGGCAGAAGCGGAGGGGCAGGAGGGGGGCGCGGCCACGCCUGGGAGCGGCUGGGCCUGCCAGCGCUGCACGCUGCACAACACGCCCGUGGCCAGCUCCUGCUCGGCCUGCGGGGGGCCCCGGAAACUCUCGCUGCCCAGGAUCCCUCCCGAGGCACUUGUGGUCCCGGAAGUUGUGGCUCCUGCAGGCUUCCCCGGCGUGCCGGCCCCUGCCCAGCCUGGGGAAGGUGCCGAGGCCAACCCUCCUUCUGCCGUGGACCAGGAGCCCCCCCGGGGGCCACCCUUCAGCCCGUUCUCGCCCACCCUCCAGAACAACCCUGUGCCUCGCAGCCGCCGCGAGGUGCCCCCCCAGCUGCAGCCACCGGUGCCUGAGGCCGCCCAGCCCUCGCCCUCUGCCGGCUCCAAGGGGCCCCCCCAGGGCCUGGGGCGGCCCGCAGCCGGGGCCUCCCGCCUGGCGGAGCUGCUGUCAGGCAAGCGACUGAGCUUCCUGGAGGAGGAGGCGGCCGAGGGGGGCCCUACGCUGCGCCUCCCGGGGCCCGCCAGCCCUGCGCACUGCGAGGCCGGCAGCACCACGCCGGGCAGCGACAUCAUUGACCUGGGUGGCGACAGCGUGCGUUACACGCCGGCCAGCCCCUCCAGCCCUGACUUCACCACCUGGUCGUGCGCCAGGUGCACGCUCAGGAACCCCACGGCGACCCCCCGGUGCACGGUGUGCGGCUGCUCCAAGCUUCACGGCUUCCAGGAGCACGGCGACGCCCCCGCCCACUGCCCCGACUGCAGUGCAGACAGGCCCGGGCCCUGCCCAGCCCACAAGGCCGGCCGCCCCCUCCCCGUGGCGCCAUCUGAGCGCCCGGGCCAGUGGGCCUGCCCUGCCUGCACCCUGCUCAACGCGCCUCGGGCCAAGCACUGUGCCACCUGCCACACCCCCCAGCUCCUGGCGGCCCAGCGCCGGGGCGUGGCGCCGCUGCGGCGCAGGGAGAGCGUGCUCGUGGAGAAGCGGCGGCAGACGGACGAGGGCGAGGCCAAGGCCCUGUGGGAGGACAUCGUGGCCUUCUGCCGGGAGAACAGUGUGAACUUUGUGGACGACAGCUUCCCCCCCGGGCCCGCGUCUGUGGGCUUCCCCGCGGGUGACAGUGUCCAGCAGCGUGUGCGACAGUGGUUGCGGCCGCACGAGAUCAACUGCUCCGUCUUCAGGGACCACGGCACCUCCUGGUCCGUGUUCCACACGCUCCGGCCUUCCGACAUCCUGCAGGGUCUCCUGGGGAACUGCUGGUUCUUGAGUGCGCUGGCAGUGCUUGCUGAGCGGCCGGACCUGGUUGAGCGGGUGAUGGUCACACGCAGCCUGUGUGCAGAGGGUGCCUACCAGGUGAGGCUGUGCAAGGACGGCACAUGGACAACAGUGCUGGUGGACGACAUGCUGCCCUGCGACGAGGCCGGCUUCCUGCUCUUCUCCCAGGCUCAGCGCAAGCAGCUGUGGGUGGCCCUCAUCGAGAAGGCGCUGGCCAAGCUGCACGGCUCCUACUUUGCGCUCCAGGCCGGGCGCGCCAUAGAGGGCCUGGCCACACUCACCGGUGCCCCUUGUGAGAGCCUGGCUUUGCAGGUCAGCUCCACGAACCCCCGUGAGGAACCGGUGGACACUGAUCUCAUCUGGGCCAAAAUGCUGAGUUCUAAAGAGGCUGGGUUCCUCAUGGGCGCCUCCUGUGGUGGGGGCAACAUGAAGGUGGACGAUGCUGUCUAUGAGAGUCUAGGCCUGCGUCCCCGCCACGCCUACUCCAUCUUGGAUGUCCGGGAUGUCCAGGGCUCCAGGCUCUUGCGCCUACGGAACCCGUGGGGCCGCUUCUCCUGGAACGGCAGCUGGUCAGAUGAGUGGCCACACUGGCCAGGGCACCUGCGGAGUGAGCUCAUGCCGCAUGGCAGCAGCGAGGGUGUCUUCUGGAUGGAGUACAGUGACUUCGUCAGGUACUUCGACUCCGUGGAUAUCUGCAAGGUGCACUCAGACUGGCAGGAGGCUCGGGUGCAAGGCAGCUUCCCCAGCUCGGCCAGUGGGCCGGUGGGCGUGACGGCCCUCACGGUGUUGGAGCGCGCCUCCCUGGAGUUUGCCCUCUUCCAGGAGGGCAGCAGGCGCGCGGACUCAGUGGACAGUCACCUCCUGGACAUGUGUGUCUUGGUGUUCCGGGCCUCCUUCGGUAGCGGCGGCCGCCUGAGCCUGGGCCGCCUGCUAGCCCACAGCAAGCGCGCCGUGAAGAAGUUUGUCAACUGUGACGUGAUGCUGGAGCCGGGCGAGUAUGCCGUGGUGUGCUGUGCCUUCAACCACUGGGGCCCUGUACCAGGCCCACCCGCUCUGCAGGCCUCCAGCCCCUCAGCGGGGGCCCCGCGCAGCACCCCGGAGGCGCCCGGCCACGUGCUGGCCGUGUACAGCUCGAGGCUCGUCAUGGUGGAGCCCGUGGAGGCCCAGCCGACCACGCUGGCCGACGCCAUCAUCUUGCUCACGGAGAGCAGGGGCGAACGGCACGAGGGCCGCGAGGGCAUGACCUGCUACUACCUGACGCACGGCUGGGCGGGGCUCAUCGUGGUUGUGGAGAACCGGCACCCCAAGUCUUACCUGCACGUGCAGUGCGACUGCUCCGACAGCUUCAACGUGGUGUCCACGCGCGGCAGCCUGCGCACCCAGGACAGCGUGCCGCCUCUGCACAGGCAGGUCCUGGUGAUCCUGUCACAGCUGGAAGGAAACGCCGGCUUCUCCAUCACCCACCGCCUGGCGCACCGCAAGGCAGCGCAGGCCUUCCUCAGCGACUGGACGGCCUCCAAGGGCAGCCACAGCCCCCCACUCACGCCGGAGGUCGCUGGCCUGCACGGCCCCCGGCCGCUGUGACCUCCCUGCCCCCACCCGCCUGCCCCCACACGCACUUUAUGAGGGAGACCCCAACAGGACGCUUGAACCACAAUCUCAGGACCCCCACCCAGGGAGCUCCAGCCACGGGCACAGCUCCCCUGGCCCUCCCCCCGCCCCUCCCUCCUGCCCAGGGCCUCCCAGCCACCCAGCAGAUUACCUCGAACCCACCUCCAGCUCUAGGGGGCUGUGUGCCAGCCUCUCUGACCAACCCACCUUGAGGUCUGGCUCCAAUCUCCAGGAUCAGGGUGAGGCUGCCCCUUCUCCAUGGGCCUGUGUCUCCUGCUCCGGUCAGGCAGCCAUGUGCUCCAAAACCAAAUCUGGGCAGGUCAGAGGCCAAGACCCCAGAAUGAGAGCAGGGACCACCCUCGUUGUAGGGGUCAGAGGUCAGGAUUCCAGGUUGAGAGCAGGGACCAUUUCCGUUUUGUGAUCAGAGGCCAGGAUCCUGAGAUGAGCAAGGACCAGCCCUUUGUUGGGUCAGGCCAGGACCCCAGGGUGAAAGUAGGGACCACCUCUAUUUUAGGGGAUCAAGGCCAGGGCCCAAGGAUGAGAGCAGGGACCACUCCAGUUUGGGGAGGUCAGAGGUCAAGAUCCCAGGGUGAGAGUAGGGACCACCCCCUUUCCCUCAGUUUGCCCCCAUAUCCCACCUCACCCCCAAGCCCUCAUGCGGCCAGCAGGGGUCCCUAGAGCCCCAGCAGGGUCUGAGAAGGCAGGUGCCCGGCAACCGUGGGCUGAACCAGGGUGGGGAGGGACACUAUGCAAUUCCUGGCGCGCCAGCCAGGAUCGAAGCCAUGCCCUGGGCCAGGGCUGGGGUGGUGGUCAGGUGGGCCUGGGCCCAGCCCCGUGCUUGGCACCACCUGACCUGCAGGAGAAGCAGAGUCCCAGAGUCCCCUGGGCCGUGUCCAGGCGCAAUCAGGGUGGGCCCCAGCCCCACAGCCCUCCCGCCGAGCCAGCGUUCUCCCUGUCUGCUCAGCCCUGAGCUCUGUCUGCCUGGGGACGACUAAGGCCGCUUCCUGGGUGCCCGGCCUUGCUGCCCGGCAGCCUUCUGGCAGCGAGCGGCCCUGCCCAUGGUCCCUCGCUUUCCAUGGGGCUGUGGGGUUAGGGGGGGCAGUUUCACAGCUGGAGAAGCACUAGACCCCUGGCCCCCUUUGUACUCCUCCUGUUACUCUGAGUGGGGGGUUCACACCUGGAGAAGCACUAGACCCCACCCCCCACCCCUGCCCCCUUUGUACUCCUCCUCUUACUCUGAGCUGUGAGUAUUUUUAACCUUGUACAUACGGCAGCUCUUCUGAUGCAGAGACUAUUUUAUCAACGUCAGCGCCAUCCCCGUAGGAUGACCCCAUGGGUGUUUCCAGACUCAGGCUCCGACGGACCAAAUAAAGAUGUUUUGUUUUGUAA
This is a messenger RNA of Cervus elaphus (red deer), 8302 nucleotides long. RefSeq names its product calpain 15 (gene CAPN15). Gene Ontology annotation, molecular function: calcium-dependent cysteine-type endopeptidase activity. Gene Ontology annotation, cellular component: cytoplasm. The record is from RefSeq and is a predicted model, not a curated record. Bases 3671 to 6886 code for a protein of 1071 amino acids. NCBI's taxonomy places the organism in Eukaryota, Metazoa, Chordata, Mammalia, Artiodactyla, Cervidae. Gene Ontology annotation, biological process: proteolysis. The transcript is spliced from 12 exons.